Pelodiscus sinensis (Chinese soft-shelled turtle) is the source of this 1804-nucleotide messenger RNA. The record is from RefSeq and is a predicted model, not a curated record. Lineage: Eukaryota; Metazoa; Chordata; Testudines; Trionychidae.
GGGCGUUGAGGUCUGGUCUGGGGUAACCCCUCCCCCUGGCAGGUGAGAUCUCCAUGGAGAAGGUGAAGGUGAAGCGCUAUGUGUCGGGGAAGCGGCCAGACUACGCGCCCAUGGAGUCCUCCGACGAGGAGGAUGAGGAGUUCCAGUUCAUUAAGAAGGCGAAGGAGCAGGAGUUGGAGCCAGAGGAGCAGGAGGAGGAUUCAGCCAGCGACCCCCGCCUGCGGCGCUUGCAGAACCGCAUUAACGAGGAUGUGGAGGAGCGACUGGCAAGGCACCGCAAAAUUGUGGAGCCAGAAGUGGUUGGAGAAAGUGACUCAGAGGUGGAGGGAGAAGCUUGGCGUUUGGAACGGGAAGACACCAGCGAGGAGGAGGAGGAAGAGAUUGACGACGAGGAGAUUGAGCGGCGGCGCGGGAUGAUGCGCCAGCGAGCCCAGGAGAGGAAGAAUGAGGAGAUGGAGGUGAUGGAAGUGGAGGACGAAGGCAGGUCUGGGGAGGAGUCUGAAUCCGAGUCGGAGUACGAGGAAUACACAGACAGUGAGGAUGAAAUGGAGCCGCGCCUCAAACCUGUCUUCAUCCGCAAGAAGGAUCGCGUUACAGUCCAGGAGCGUGAGGCAGAGGCAUUGCAGCAGAAGGAGGUGGAGCAGGAAGCCAAGCGGCUGGCAGAGGAGAGACGGAAGUACACGCUCAAGAUCGUGGAGGAGGAGACGAAGAAGGAGCUGGAGGAGAACAAGCGCUCGCUGGCUGCGCUGGAAGCACUCGACACCGAUGACGAGAACGACGAGGAGGAGUACGAGUCCUGGAAAGUGCGUGAGCUGAAGCGCAUCAAACGGGACCGCGAGGAGCGAGAGGCAUUGGAGAAGGAGAAGGCGGAGAUUGAGCGCAUGCGGAACCUGACGGAGGAGGAACGCCGUGCCGAGCUCCGCGCCAAUGGCAAGGUCAUCACCAACAAGGCAGUGAAGGGCAAAUACAAGUUCCUGCAGAAGUACUACCACCGCGGGGCCUUCUUCAUGGAUGAAGAUGAGGAGGUGUACAAGAGAGACUUCAGUGCCCCCACGCUGGAGGAUCACUUCAACAAGACCAUCCUGCCCAAAGUCAUGCAGGUCAAAAAUUUUGGGCGCUCGGGGCGGACCAAGUAUACCCAUCUGGUGGAUCAGGACACAACCUCCUUUGACUCUGCGUGGGGCCAGGAGAGCGCCCAGAACACCAAGUUCUUCAAGCAGAAGGCAGCCGGCGUGCGGGACGUCUUUGAGAGACCGUCGGCUAAGAAACGGAAAACUACCUAGAGCUGCUGUCUGGCCGGCAUGCUGCUGACACCGGAGGGCCCCGCGGCCUCACCCUGCCAGAGACCCCGAGGUCCUGGCCAGUUCUCCUCCUCUCCGGCCGGAGUGGGUGUUGCCUCUGGUGACCUUGCCCCAGGGGGGAGCUCAGACUUUCCAGCGGUUCUACCCUUGGCAUGGGCCUGCCAGACCCGGUGCCCAAUUGCUCUCGUCCCCCAGCCCUAAGGGGUUAAAGCGCUCCCUAGAUUCCCACUGUCAGAGGCCAGCAACCACCACCCCCUUCCCUUGGACUUAGCAGGCUGUAGGUACCUGGUGCUCCAGAACAUCUCCUGUGGGGAAGGGAGCCCCGCCCCUUUUGGUUCUCUGGAACAGCUGAGAGUCUACUGUGCCCUGCCCGAGGGGCUUUGCAGCCCCUUUUGCCUAGCCCACUGUGGCUCGACGCUCCCAUCCCCAGGCACUGGGGGCUGGGGCUCUGCCAGGCCCCCGAGGCACAAGGUGAGUUUGAAUUAAAAGUUGUUUUCUCACAA